Drosophila hydei is the source of this 1110-nucleotide messenger RNA. Its product is annotated as mitochondrial GTPase 1. NCBI's taxonomy places the organism in Eukaryota, Metazoa, Arthropoda, Insecta, Diptera, Drosophilidae. Gene Ontology annotation, molecular function: GTPase activity; GTP binding. The coding region runs from base 85 to 1050 and encodes 321 amino acids. The record is from RefSeq and is a predicted model, not a curated record. Gene Ontology annotation, cellular component: mitochondrion. The transcript is spliced from 2 exons.
AUAACAUAUUGGCACAUUUAAUAUCGAUUGCUUAAUGGGCAACUGUUACGCCACAAGCAAACAGCUGCUUUUAAGAACGUAAACAUGUCGUUGGCGAAUCCUUUUCGAACUGUAUUUCGUCUGCCAAGUCGAAGCCAACGCAUCAACUGGUUUCCCGGCCACAUGACCAAGGGCAUGCGACAAAUACAACAAAAGCUACGCUCCGUCGAUUGCAUUGUUGAAAUACACGAUGCGCGCAUUCCUAUAGCCGGCAGAAAUUCACAAUUCUUUGAGACCAUUACGGGCAACGGCGUGAAACCUCAUAUAUUAGUACUGAAUAAGAUCGAUCUAUUGGGCGGCAAGCAACAACGUGGAAUACUCAAGCAGCUUCGUACUCAUCAGCCAGAACUGAAAAAUAUUCUCUUUACAAAUUGCAAGGAUCAGCGUAAUACCGGUGUAUUAGACAUAUUGCCAUUGGCAACCAAGUUAGUGGGGGAGAGUAGUCGAUUCAAUAGAGCACAAAGUUCCGAGCACAAUAUAAUGAUAAUUGGAGUGCCCAAUGUCGGCAAGAGCAGCAUCAUCAAUGUUCUACGAAAUGUACAUCUCAAAAAACGCAGCGCGGCACGCGUUGGCGCCGAGGCCGGUAUUACGCGGUCCGUCGGUGAGCGCAUCAAAAUCCAGGAACAGCCACCGGUUUAUAUGAUUGAUACACCCGGCAUACUGCAGCCCUCAAUCACAGAUGAUGAAAUGGGCAUGAAACUGGCCUUAGUUGGCUGCCUGCCAGAUCAUAUCGUUGGCGAGGACCUGAUUGCCGACUAUUUGCUGUAUUGGCUAAACAAGCACAAGCGCUACGAGUAUGUGAAAAUGUUGGGUCUACACUCCGGUCCCAGCGACAACAUAAGCGCCGUGCUGGCAGAAUAUGCUCAGCAACAGGCUAUGUUUCAUCGUGUCAAGCAAUACAAUGGUCAGGUGGAAGUGAUGACAAAUUUAUUGGCUGCUGCGCGCAAAUUUAUUAGUUUCUUUCGCACUGGACAGCUGGGAGCUAUUAAUUUAGACGAAGAAUCUAAUUAGUUAAUUGAAAUUGUGUUUUAAUUUUCAUAAUAUAAUUAUAAAAGUACGUUAAUUUCUAGU